AUGUCUACACACGCAUCACUCAGCGCAGCUGCCGACGAGCGCAAGGCCCGUCUAGCCAAACUCAAGUCUCUUAAACGCAAACAGCCAGAACCCGAUGAAAACAACUUCGAGUCGGAGCCGAAAACAUCAACAUCAAGCGAACACCACCAACCGUCAUCCACAACAACAACACGGCGCUCGGGAAGUCCACCGGAAAAGGAUGUCGCGCAACUGCACUUGUCGGGCCGCAAUUAUGACCCGGUGACACGAGGGCCCAAGCUGGGGUUCGAGAAUGCACCUACAAAGAGCAUGGACCAACCAACCUUGGAGGAGCAGGCAGCCGAUGUUGAGGCUGAAAUUCGGCAGCAGGCUAAAGAAGACGAGGCUCACGACAAGGGCAUCGACCUCUUCAAGCUACAACCAAAAAAACCAAAUUGGGAUUUGAAGAGAGAGCUAGACAAAAAGAUGGAGGUACUCAAUGUUCGGACGGACAAUGCGAUUGCGAGGCUGGUCAGGGAGAGAUUGUCAACAAAGAAGGCUCCUGCAGUUGGUGCCGCAGUCGAGUCGGCCUCGGAUGAUGGGCCUGGCGAGAUUGACGGCGCGGCAUUGGUUGAGGGUUUGCGGCUGCGGGAACAGGAGGAGGAAGUGGAACGUCGUAGGGAAAGGGAGGCUGAUUUGAUUUGA
Messenger RNA from Pyricularia oryzae 70-15, 663 nucleotides. RefSeq lists its product as uncharacterized. The transcript has a single exon. Gene Ontology annotation, cellular component: U2-type spliceosomal complex; post-mRNA release spliceosomal complex. Lineage: Eukaryota; Fungi; Ascomycota; Sordariomycetes; Magnaporthales; Pyriculariaceae. Bases 1 to 663 code for a protein of 220 amino acids. The record is from RefSeq and is a predicted model, not a curated record.